Molecule: messenger RNA, 1281 nt
Organism: Boeremia exigua
Lineage: Eukaryota; Fungi; Ascomycota; Dothideomycetes; Pleosporales; Didymellaceae
Exons: 2
Coding region: 1-1281 (426 amino acids)
Molecular function (GO): protein binding
Source: RefSeq, a predicted model, not a curated record
AUGCCGCUGGAGAAAUCCCGCAGUGGACUCGCUAUUCCUGACCGAGAUAGAAGUGGGCACCGAUCUGCUGCGGCCCUUGUGGAGAAGGGGAUCAAGAGGAAACGCCCGAGCUAUCGAAAAGCGGCAGUUAGGCUGAUCGCUUCAUUGCGAGGUGCCCGGACUGAGCUCUGGAACGAGCAGCUGUCCUCGAACUUGUCGAGUCCUUUCUUUGAAGCCUUGCUGCGACUGCCGAAUGAGCUUCACAUUCUGAUCUUGAGUCAGCUCUCCAUCUCAGAUCUGCUAGCAUUGCGUAGGACAUGUCGCAUUCUGAACGUGCUUGUGGCAGGUUCUGCGCCUUCGCUCAGUCGCUACUGGGUGAAGCACCGAAUGGGCAACCUUCAUCUGCGUCUGUACCCAACUGCAAGACCGUGUGAUGCCGACUUUCCAUAUCUCCUCGCCAUGCGGCGCAGGCAUAUUGCCUCAAUUCGAUUGAGCCGACAGCUUGCCAACUGCCUGCUGGGUGAUGUGCAAGACCAAGUCGAAUCUCGCCAGAAGCAGCUGUGGACAUCUGUCUAUGAAAAAAUGUUGCCACUUGUGUUUGGUGUUGGCUACUUCCUCGAAGAGCAUCGCCGAGCCGUCUUAGACAGAGAUCUGGGACAAAUACGACCACGGUCGCACAUUGGAUAUGACAUCUGCACCACGGGGAGCAUGACCAUCCAAGACAUGGAGACGAUGAAGAAGAUGGAUGCGCCCCUGCGGCUACAGUACUUCUACAUGUAUUGCUUCAUAUUGCAGGUGUUGAAGCGGAAAUUGCGCCCUGCAGGCCGGACUAGAACAGUCGGCAAGUUCCUGAGAGGAUGGUCAAGCUAUCCGGCUUGCUCUGAAGAUAUUGCCUUCUUCCUCAUACUGGGUGGUAUCGGACAAGUUGCGAAACUGCUCGCGUGUCCCACGUAUACUGACCGGAGGAGACACCUUCACGCGCACAUCACACACUUGUCGCCGCACGCGAGCAAAUGCUGGCGGGCUCAUUGGAAAGAUGUCGGUGUCGUUUCGCCCGCACUGCUAGACGAUAUACCGUGCACCAGUGUUGGUAUCACACAGCUCGACCAAAUCUGGGAGCCGGGGAUAGCGGAGCUGAUGAAGCCGGAGAGCCGAGCCUUCACUGCCGCAGAGAAAGCGCGGUACGAAGAAUUGCGGGGUUCGAAAAAGUACAUCAACGAAAUCAUGGGCUACGACAUCUUGCGCGUGUCGGCUCCAGAGUGCUUGGACAUUGACGACGAAGUGGAGGACAGGAGGCCAUAG